AAGUGUCAGGAAGUGGUGCUGAGUUGGCAGCAGAAUAUACCAUCCCAGAGGAGGCUGUAAAAAGCUCCGGGAGUGGGAGAUGACAGAGCAGCCACACUGCCCGUGCUCGGGGAGCCAGAGAACUCCAGUAGUGACAUAAAUUAUUGGAAGAGUGUUCAUCCAGGGAAUUGCAGGCAGACAAAGCAGCUCUGAUGAAAUGCAUCCCUGUCAAAGACAGUUUGUUUCAGCUGAGGCUUGAAUAACAGCACAAGUGAAAACCAGAGUAGCCUGGUGAGGGGGAAAGCGAAGUGGAGUCACUGUACUUUUGAAGGCUACAACAAGCUAAAGGCACACAGGACCCAUGGCAGCUUUGACAUGGAAACAAGAGCUUCCCAUAUUAGUCACUCCUGUAGCUGCACAGUAUAAGGAAGAGGUUUACUCAUUCUGCCCAGAGGCUGAGCCAGCAGAGACAGCAAAGCUAAUGUGAUCCAUUGAAGGAAGACAGUGGACAAUUACCAGCAACUUGUUCACGUUUUUGCCUUGGAUAGCCUAACCUGAAACUUCCAGCUGAAAAUGACCCAGCAAAUGCACAACCUGAGUCUCCUCCAGACCAAGAAGCACAGCAUGCCCUCCUCUCCCAACGCUGCCAAGCGGCUCUAUCGGAACCUGUCGGAGAAGCUGAAGGGCAGCCACACGUCCUUCGACGAGGCCUAUUUCCGAGCUCGCUCCGACCGCCUCAGCCUCCGUAAGACCUCCAUGAAUUUCCAGUGCAAUGAAGCAAUGUUUGAGGCCGUGGAACAGCAGGAUCUGGAUGCUGUUCAGAUUCUUCUUUAUCAAUACACACUGGAGGAACUGGACCUGAACACACCAAACAGUGAGGGACUAACCCCUCUGGAUAUUGCCAUUUUGACAAAUAAUGUCCCUAUUGCUAAGACCCUUCUGCACGUUGGGGCAAAGGAAAGCCCACACUUUGUUGACAUGGAAAGCAGGUCAGUGCAUCUGAGCACGUUGGUCCAGGAGGCCCAGCAGAGAGUGACUGAACUGUCUGCACAGGUGGGGAGCGAAGGGCUGGGCACCGACACCGCGGAGAGGGAGAAGCAGCUGAAGGCCUGGGAGUGGAGAUCCAGGCUGUACCAGCGCAUGAAGGCCGGCUACGAACACGCCCGAGCCCCUGAGGCGCCAACCAAUGUCUGUCUCAUGGUAACAAGCAGCACAUCACUCACUGUCACCUUCCAAGAACCUCUGAGUGUCAACUCAGCUGUGGUGACCAAGUAUAAAGUGGAAUGGAGCUCUUCAGAAGACUUUUCUCCUUUGGCUGGUGAAAUAAUUAUGGAUAAUCUUCAGUCUUUGAGGUGCUCCAUCACAGGUCUCAGAACAGGCCGGAGGUAUUAUGUCCACGUUUCAGCCUACAACAUGAGAGGAUGGGGACCUCCAAGGAAAUCUACUCCUGAAUAUGCUUCUCCUUCAAACUGGAAAGACUGCAGUGGAAGAGAACCUCGGCACAGGGGACACACUGAGGCCCUGGAACGCCUCCUUCAGCAGGUUCGAGCAGCUCAUCAGCACUAUAAUUGCCGAGAAAGUUCUAAAUUACAAAACACUGGUCGCAAGCAAUCGGUUUCCAGGAGCCUGAAGCACCUUUUCCAUUCAUCAAACAAGUUUGUGAAGACCCUGAAACGGGGACUCUACUUAUGUGUUAUACUUUUUUACAAAGACAAUAUGUUAGUAACCAAUGAAGAUCAAAUCCCAAUUGUGGAAAUCGAUGACUCUCACAGUAGUUCAGUUAUGCAGGAUUUCCUGUGGUUCACAAAGUUGUCUUGCAUGUGGGAUGACAUCAGGUGGCUGAGGCAGAAUAUGGCUGUGUCCGUGUCCUCAUCCACAGCCCUUCAGGCCAGACAGAAAAUGCUUUCAGCAGCAGCACAGCUACAGAAUUUGCUGGGAACUCACAACUUAGGCAGAGUUUUUUAUGAACCAAUCAAGGAUCGACAUGGUAAUAUACUGAUAGUUACUGUAAGAGAAGUGGAGAGUCUGUAUUCCUUUUUUAAUGGCAAAUGGAUGCAGGUAUCCAAACUACAAAGCCAGAGGAAAUCCCUUUCAACUCCAGAGGAGCCAACAGCAUUAGACAUCUUGCUUAUAACAAUCCAGGACAUACUUUCCUAUCACAAACGAAGUCAGCAACGCCUCCCUCCCGGCCUGUAUCUGGGUUACCUUAAACUCUGCAGUUCUGUGGAUCAAAUCAAAGUGCUGGUGCUGCAGAAGUUGCCCAAUGUCCUGUGUCACGUUAAAAUCCGGGACAACAGCAAUGUCUCCAAAGAUGAGUGGGAAUGGAUCCAAACACUUUCUGGCUCAGAAUCUGUGGAAAGUAUGGAUCAUACUUCAGACUGCCCUACUCAAUUGUUCUUGUAUGAGCUCCAGACGGCAGUGAAAGCUCUCCUCAAACAGAUCAAUCUACCUCUGCAUCAGGCAAAGCACUUCCGUCUGUACACACAGGAGGUGUUGGAACUGGGUCACAAUGUCUCCUUUCUUCUCCUGCUCCCCGCCUCAGACGACGUCUGCACUGCCCCAGGACAGAAUAAUCCUUACACCCCACACUCAGGAUUUCUUAACCUCCCUCUUCAGAUGUUUGAACUCGUUCAUUUUUGCUGCUACAAGGAAAAAUUUAUAAGCCUGUAUUGCCGCCUUUCUGCUGUCAUAGAGCUGGACUCUCUGAAAACCCAGCAAUCCCUGAGGGAAGCAAUUUCAGACAGUGAAGUCGCUGCAGCCAAACAAAGACACCAGCAAGUUAUAGACUACAUACAGCAAAUCGAUGAGAUCUGGAGGGAAAUGAGAUGGAUCACAGAGGCACUGCAGUAUGCAAGGUACAAGCAGCCAGCAGCUGGCCUGCCCAUAAAGAAGUUUGUGGAUCUUUCAGAAGAACACCCUCAAAAGAAAAUGAGCUCCACCUCUUCACACCUAGACUGUCUUCCUUCACCUCCCCCUUCCCCUGAGGCCAGAAUCCAGAGGAGAAAAGCUGUGAGUGACUCCCAGCCCUGCUCAGACGAGGAAGGCUGCUCUGAAGUGUUCCUGCCCACCGACAGCGACUACGACUCCAGCGACGCUCUGAGCCCCAGGGAACUGGACCUGAUUUACUCCUCAUCCCAGGACAUCUCCCAGCAGGCCGGCAGUGGCCUGGGAGGCAGCGCUCCUGACGUCCUCCAAGCCCACGACAUGAAGCCCUGCCUGACUCUGCGGGAAGGCCUGAUGGAGCGCGGUGCCUUUGAUCCUCACGCUGAAUGUUGCACAGAGUCCAUGAGCAAUCUGACCCUGUCGGGGCUCACAUCAAAAAGCACAGACAAGUCCUCCAGCUCCAAGCAGCCAUUGGGCUUUUUAGGGAAAAAAAAGCUCGGGAAGCACCAACAUUACAACUACUUCAGCCGGCAGCACCGCUGGCUGCGCGUGCACAGCGAGACACAGGCGGGCUCCCUGUCCGAGGGGGUCUACACUCAACAUCUCAUGAGAUCUCCAGAUUUGUCCCAAGAACCUACCUCCAGCGAGCAGUUAAAGAGCCCCAUCGAUGGGUCUCGGAGCACUUUCGUACCUCAUGCAUCCAGCCUGCCAGAGGAUGAGCAAGGCAAGUAUGAGGAACCAAGGCAGAACGUCCACAGGAUACAUGUGGAGCCUUAUGAAACGACACUGGGGGAUGAGGAGGGCAAGCCCUGGUCUGUAGGACACACAGAUGUGCACAGUGCUAUGCAACAGACCACGGGUCCAGAUGAGCAGCUGGGUUCUGCUGUCCCAGAAGUCUUCAGCAGCACCCUUUAGCCCCAGAAUCCUGCAUGGCUUCCCAUGAGAUAUGAGCAUUAUGCACAGAAGGCCACACUUUCAAAACUGCUUGUAAAAUUCCAGCUCCUGAAACAGCAACUCACACCACCCAGAAGAAUCCUGAUCUUUUGACUUCCUCACCAGCUUUCUGGUCUCACAGAGGUAUCAUCUGUCAGGGUGCGAGCAUCAUUGUUAUUAUUGGCAUCUGCAGGUUUGCAGGUAGAGUCGCAACAAUCACCACAUAAUAGAACAAUCUGUGGCUGCAAAUCCAGUAACAGCAGGUCUCUUGAUGUCCAUGUUUCUCUGAGCAUGCAAAAUUUUAAGCAUGAGUGGUUCUGCCUGCAAGUUAGCAGAAACUUGGUGUCCUCAUGUUAGGGCUGUGUCCUAAACUUCUAUUUACCUGUUUUCCGCUGUUUCCUGUAAAUUUUUCUACUUCUCAGCCUUCUCGAGUGGAUUUAGGUUGGAUAUAACUGGAGUGCUAACUGGUCUAGUAACACAAAUAACCCGGAGUUUCUAGGCAUUUAAAGAAGUGAAAAUUCUUUCAAUAUCUACAAAAUGCAGUCAACACCAUCUCUGACUGCCGUCAGAGCCUGACAUAAUUAGCACAAUGGGGUUUUUUCAGGAGCUUAGAUUUCAAAUUAUUUAUGUAGCAAGUUAUUUUAAAACCUUAGGAGGUGAACCUUUCAGGUCAAGAGCAGGCAAAGUGAGGCCAGGUUCUGGAAGAAAAAUAGGCAGGAUCUGCAUGAGAUUGAAGCAAAGUUUGCUCUGUCUUCUGCCACCACACGAGCACAGUUCAUUAUGUUGGAAUAACUCUUACACAUCCCUUGGAAAGAAAUGCCCCUAUUUUUGUUCCUGAAUAUUCACUGUAAUUUGAUCACCACAUCUGAAAUUGGGAUAUUCUGGCAAUUCAGAUGAAGGAAAUCUGGGGUGCAGUUUGAAUCUAAGAUUUUAUCUUUGGGCCCCCAAUAAAUCCUCAUAUCAUAAGGAGGGUGGGAGGUGGUGAGUUAUCAUCUUGGACUGUUUAAAGGCAGAUCACACUGAGUCAGGAUUUUGUCCUUUGCAACCACAAUAAGACUUAAGAGAACUACAGAAGAUGAUCUCAAAAAUGAAAUCUGUAUUAAUGAGAACCAUAACACUGGAGUCACUAAGAAACGAACUAAUGUGGAGAGAAACCCCAGCUGUUGCACAAGCUUUAAUUUUUCUUAAACAGUUCUUGAAGUUUAAUUUUAUAGGCCACAUUCCUGCUGGUUAAAUUCCCUCACUCCGUGUUUGCGCAGCCUUCUACCUUUCGGUUUUCCAGCCUCCAGGUGGAUACAUUCUAAGGCCCCCAAUAAAGAGAUUUGAGUUAAAUAGUUGAGUUUACAAGUCCUUGAGGUAAAGGUAAGGAUUUGGGCCCAUGAUCUGUGGUCCUUAUUAAAAUAGCACUUCCAUAACCCCAGUGCUAUUAAAAUCCCUGUGAACUCAAUCCAUAAAUUCAAAAAUAAAUGUUAUUCACUAUUUUAUGCUUGGUCAGUAUGUGGAAGCCAAGAAGAGUCUUUGCAGUGAUAGGAAAGGCAAAAUCUUUCUCACAAGGGAUUUACAUUUGUAACUUCUCUUUUUGGGAGCGGGAAGUUAACUUUUUUGCACCAAAAAUAUUCAUUCAUUACCUGAUCCAAAGCCCAGUGAGGAUGGAAAGACUUCCAUUCACUCCCACAGGGUUUGGAUGAGACCCACACUGAAAAUUCCUGUGGGUGAGAGCACGGGGGGGGAGCAGAAGUGUCAGUGCCCAUUUGCAGUUAGAAGGACACACAUUGUGUGGAGCUGGGACUGGGGAAGGCCCGACUCACCCUCCAGAGCCAAGCAGAGAUGUCACUGAAGGCACUCACAGCUGGUUGCUUUAGAUUCUGUUCAUUAGCAGAAGGCUUUGCACCAGGGAGACAAACAAUGUGAUGCCCAUAUGCAGAGCCAAAAUAAUUUACACAGUUUUCUAGUGCCCAGCCCCUCAUCCAGGCUCCCCUAAUCUGUCUCACCUCAAAGUAAAACUGCCAUAAAACUGCCUAUUAAAGAAUAAAAAUAACAAUGCACUGAGGCCAUAUGUUUUUGCAGGAAGUGACAAGUUA
Molecule: messenger RNA, 5876 nt
Organism: Neopelma chrysocephalum (saffron-crested tyrant-manakin)
Lineage: Eukaryota; Metazoa; Chordata; Aves; Passeriformes; Pipridae
Gene: ANKFN1
Product: ankyrin repeat and fibronectin type III domain containing 1
Exons: 21
Coding region: 553-3777 (1074 amino acids)
Biological process (GO): regulation of establishment of bipolar cell polarity; establishment of mitotic spindle orientation
Cellular component (GO): spindle
Molecular function (GO): protein binding
Source: RefSeq, a predicted model, not a curated record